Cuscuta campestris is the source of this 1517-nucleotide messenger RNA. Lineage: Eukaryota; Viridiplantae; Streptophyta; Magnoliopsida; Solanales; Convolvulaceae. The record is from the annotation of a GenBank genome assembly.
AAUUCUAUAACGAUCUGAAAGCGCGCCGCCGUAGUAGAUCUGUGCAUUGACCACCGCUUACCUCCUCACAGCUGCUCCGCACCGCCCUUGCUCCGCCAGGUAGAGUUAUGACCUAAGCUCAUUUGCGGCUCAACCUCUCGUCUUCCUUUUGCGUUAAGAGCAAGGUGCGGAGUUUUGAGUUGAGUUCUUAUCAGCUACUCGCGAUUGGUCGCAAGUUCAUCUGCCUGGAUCCACUCGUCCAGCAUCAAAGAUUGGGUAGAAGAACAAAAUGCAAGUUGAAAGUGCUCUGUCUGUAAUUGGCCCAAGGCCUUCUGAACUGUCUAGUCCCUUCGGUGGACCCCAAGCACUUGGUCCAAAUGGAAAACAGCGAACAUCAGGCUUGGAAUCUCCAAUCAUGUUGCUGACUGGUCAUCAAAGUGCCGUUUAUACAAUGAAGUUCAAUCCUGCAGGAACUGUGAUUGCAUCUGGCUCGCACGACAAAGAAAUCUUUCUCUGGAACGUUUAUGGUGAUUGCAAAAACUUCAUGGUCUUAAAAGGGCACAAGAAUGCUGUCCUGGAUGUCCAGUGGAUGACCGAUGGAUCAGUCAUAAUAUCUGCUAGUCCGGAUAAGACGCUAAGAGCUUGGGAUGUUGAAACUGGAAAACAGAUAAAGAAAAUGGUGGAACAUUCGUCUUUUGUUAACUCAUGCUGUCCCGCUAGAAGGGGUCCACCUCUCAUUGUGAGUGGCUCUGAUGACGGGACUGCCAAACUUUGGGAUAUGCGCCAAAGAGGGGCCAUACAAACAUUUCCAGACAAAUAUCAAAUAACUGCAGUGAGUUUCUCGGAUGCCUCUGAUAAGAUAUACACAGGUGGCAUUGAUAACGACGUGAAAGUAUGGGAUAUACGUAGGAGUGAAGUCACUAUGACACUUCAAGGACAUCAUGACACUAUAACAGGUAUGUCGCUGAGUCCCGACGGCUCUUAUCUUCUGACCAAUUCCAUGGACUGCAGUCUCCGUAUCUGGGACAUGCGGCCUUAUGCUCCACAGAAUAGGUGUGUUAAGAUUCUCGAAGGGCACCAACACAACUUUGAAAAGAAUUUGCUGAAGUGUGGCUGGUCACCCGAUGGAAGCAGAGUUACAGCUGGCAGUUCUGAUCGCAUGGUUUACAUAUGGGAUACAACUUCAAGGCGGAUUUUGUAUAAACUCCCAGGGCACAAUGGAGCUGUGAAUGAAUGUGUUUUUCAUCCAUCCGAACCUAUUAUUGGUUCAUGUAGUAGUGAUAAACAGAUAUAUCUUGGUGAGAUUUGAGCGUUCCGAAUGCAUCUGUCAGGUACACAUCUGGAAUCUUGAAUGUACUAUAUUUAAUUCUAGCCGGAUUUAAUUUACUGUGUUCUGCAAGAUCAUCAUGGGCUUUCCCUCACUUUUUGGAGUUUGUAGAACUGUGAUGUGUGUAAUAACAUUGACUCGAUUGGGUGUUUGAAUCACUUUAUCACUCACUUGGUUUGAAUACCUAUACUAAUAACUUACUAUACAGUGC